Messenger RNA from Cladophialophora psammophila CBS 110553, 3447 nucleotides. RefSeq lists its product as uncharacterized. Gene Ontology annotation, biological process: protein localization to ciliary inversin compartment. Gene Ontology annotation, cellular component: ciliary inversin compartment. Gene Ontology annotation, molecular function: protein binding. The record is from RefSeq and is a predicted model, not a curated record. Bases 1 to 3447 code for a protein of 1148 amino acids. The transcript has 2 exons. Lineage: Eukaryota; Fungi; Ascomycota; Eurotiomycetes; Chaetothyriales; Herpotrichiellaceae.
AUGGCGGAAGUUCUGGGCAUAGGAAUAAGCGCAACUACACUUGUGGUGCAGCUUAAUGAUGCCCUCAAACUUUUCGCGGAAGUCAAAGGUGCUCCUAAGAAAGUCCGUGAGCUCAUCAGCUCUCUGGAAAACUUGAACGGUGUAAUGUCAAAUAUCAAAGCAGAUCCGGCCUACCAGCAAGAGGAAGUCGCGAAACGGCUCCAACUGCUGAUCGAUCAGAUCGAGAAACUUUCGUGUGCACUGAACAAGGCCUCAAAAAGCCCACAAGACUCACCAUUCAGGAAAGCCACAAAGGCUAUGAGAGCUGCUUUGCUAAGUUCCAAAAUUGACGGGAAACUGGCCCAAAUCAGCUUCGACAAAAGCUCUUUGGAUACGCUCCUUGCUCAACUCAACACAAAACAUCUCGAACAAUUAAUUCAAAGCCGAAGCUCAAAUGCUGAACGUCUUGCAUCAUCUCCCAAUGACUGCAUUGCGCCUGAGGUUGAACGAGAUACCUGUCUCGGGGAACUGGGUAUUUCGAGCCCGAAAGGCGAUCGCGAAAGAAUGAAGACAGAAAGGCUUCAACAGUGUGCCGGCACCUGCACAUGGAUCAUACAAACCUCUCAAUACCAGCAAUGGCAAGAUCCGGGCUCUCAGUCCCGACUCCUUUGGGUAUGCGGGCGAGCUGGACAAGGGAAGACAGCACUGUCAAUCUUUGUCACUGAACAUCUCGAGGCGGUUGCAAAUUCACGAGCUCAGUUGUUGACCUACUUCUUUUGUGACUACAAACAAAAGAAUCAAACGAGCGUCUCUGCGCUUCUUCGAGGGAUGAUGUACCAGUUGCUCGGCAAGAAGCCAGAGCUGAUUCGAUGCAUCCUACCUGAGUGGCAGAUUCACCAUUCGAGCCUAUUUGAGCCGAAAUAUUUCGAGAGCUUGUGGGAAAUCUUUCGAACGAUGAUAGAUGAAACCAAUACGACUGUCUAUUGUGUACUGGAUGGGAUCGAUGAACUGGAGUCAGAGUCUUUGAAGUGUCUGCUUUCGAAACUGGAGCGGCUUGAGGACACCGUGCCUCCAAAGCUAAAGCUAAUGGUUUUCAGCAGAGACUUUCCGCCACGCAUCAAUGCCGCCUUGUCGGCUUAUCCCAAGAUCCAGCUAUAUUCGGAGUCCAGCACAGAUUUAAACUUCAGCAAACAAAUUGAGAACGACGUUAAAACAUUGAUCAGGACUGAAGUCAACAAGUUGUCUCGAAUCAAGCACUACCCAGAGGAAUUGAAAACACAUGUCUUUAGGACUUUACAACAACGCGCACACGGGACAUUCCUCUGGGUGGGCCUUGCUGUCAGCUUCCUGCGCGAGGUGGACCUUUCCGCCACUGAAGCGGCCCUCAAUGAUCUCCCACCCGGACUUGACGCCCUCUACCGCCGUAUAAUAUUCUCAAUUAGCAAGGAGAACUCAGCUCUUAUUGGAACCAUGCUCAUGUGGGUCGCACUUGCCCGAGAACCUCUGUCGCUUGCCCAGCUGGGUUUUGCUCUCAAGCUGGGUCCAACCCCGAAGUUGGAGCUGGAUGUGGUGACAGAGGCCAAGGUUAAGUUGUCCCAAGGCCUCCUUUUGAUCAACAAGGGCUUUGUUGCGCUCGUGCAUGUCUCCCUGAAAGACUACCUCUUGCAGAAUGAUCUUGAGUCCGAAGACGGCUUGAGGCCAUUCCGAAUCGAUGCAGAUGAAGGAAACUGCAACAUUGCCAAAAGGUGUAUUGAAGUCAUGAACGUGGAUAAUUUUGACGACGAAAUAUUUCAAGAAAUGGAAGAACAAGGUUUCCCUACCACAGAUGACACAGAUGGCGAAGAUAACAUUUAUGAGUCGGUUCCUGAUGAACCCGAAGAAGAUAUCCCUGCCACAGACAACGAAAAUGACAUAUACGAGUCAGUUCCUGAUGAGCCUGCCAAAUACCUUUUCGAAAGGUAUGCGGCCUUCAAUUGGCUAUAUCAUGCACGAAGAUCACGAACUUUCGGGACAAAUGGUUCCAAACUCUUCAGUGCGUUCUUCGACAGUUCCACUUCUCUUGGAUACCUCUGGCUUAAAUGUUACUGCGAAGACAAUAUUUUGUAUUCUUCCACGCUAGAGUUAUUAGAAGGCGAUUUACUGGAACACCAAAAAUUGACAGAACUGCGCCGUGGUGCAGACUUCGUCGCAGCAGCGGCUCUUGGUCUCUCAAGUUUGGCCAAGGAGCUUCUACCAGAGUCACAUUCCGAAGAAGAUCGCAAGAAGAAUUCGGAUUGUCUUACUUUGGGUCUAUGGGCUGCUGUUGAUGCAGGAGACACAGCCACUUUGCAGCUUUUAAUAGAUCUUGGGCAAGACGUCAAUGCCCGAGAUCGCUAUCAGAACACACUCUUGCACACAGCUGUCUGUGACCGCCAAAAAGAAAUUGUGGCAGCUUUAGUGGCAAAUCACGCAGAUAUAGAGGCGAAGGAUCGCUGGGGCUGCGCGCCCCUACAUAAAGCUUGGCCUAGCCCUGAUAUCCUCACACUAUUGCUCAAAAGUGGAGCAAACAUUGCUGCUCAGGACGAGUACGGCGAUACCGUACUUCAUAUGGCAGCUCGAAUCGGAAAUGCAGUUGCUGUGAGAGCACUUUUAGAGGCAGGCAGUGAUGUCAAUGCUUGCAAUUUCUGCAAACAAACUGCUCUCCACAAAGCGAGUCUCGCGAAUAUACAAUCUCCGUAUCCUGAGCCCAUGAAUGAAUUCAAAUCCAUGCGGGAUCAGAUGUCCCAAGGAAAGUCUAUACUUGAGAUUGAUCUCCGGAUACAUGCGGCGAUGGGUGGACUGGAGACUGCAAACGUGCUCUUGGGUGCAGGGGCGGACAUUGAGGCAAGCGACCACAAGAAAAGGACCCCUUUUUUUUCCGCGGUGGAAUCCAGAAACUUCAGCGCUGUCCGGCAAUUGCGAGAGUAUGGAGCUCGAAUAGACAUUAUAGACGAGCAAGGGAAGACGCCACUACACGAAGCCGUGACAUCUGUGCAGCCUGCGAUGGUACUGUUUCUAUUAGAAGCAGGAGCUGACCCCUUCGCAGCGGACAACGAUGGCGAAACCCCUCUGGCAGCGGCAGAGAGAUUGAUGAAAGAGAAACAGCUGGCAAUAGAGGAGGCCGGGGAAGAAACCGAUGAGAAUGAACGUUAUCUUCCAGUCAUGCCAAAACCGGACCCCCGUGAAGACCUGGAGGUGCUGAAGUGGAUUAUUAUAAUCCUUACGGAAGUGAUGCAGAUGCAGAUUGACAAUCACAUCGAAACCCCGAGCUCGAUCGAGCCAAAGUCGUUGGAGCCAGUAGCUACUCAUAUACGAAGCGGCGAACCUACCGAACAAGCAGCAGUAUCGGUGAUCGAUAGCAGUAGUAGAAGCGAAAAUUGUGCUUUGCUCCCGUCGCCAACACCAGUCAAGAUCGAUUCGGGAAUUUCAGUUAUUGACACUGCCAUUUGA